ACAGUUGAAGAUAAAACGACCCGAGCUCCUGGGGGACCUGGCAAAUGCUAAAAGGGAAACCGCGAGAGCUCAUUUCCGUAACUUGGCAUCUUGCUCUCUCACAGUGUCUCAAGUCUCAAGCCUCAAUUUAGCAAAGAGAACAAAGGGCAAAAUUCUGGGUUGCUCAUAAUUCUGAAGGCGUUAAGCCAUGAGCACGACGCAACAAGGAACGCACUCCCUGGCAUUCAGGGUGAUGCGGCUUUGCAAGCCAUCGUUCCACGUCGAACCUCCCUUCCGCCUGGACCCCGCCGACCUCUUUGUCGGCGAGGACAUCUUCGACGAUGCACUCGCCGCCUCUAACCUCCCUCCACUCUUGUCCAGCUACGUCAGUAAGUCUACGGACUCCUCCGAUCUGACCUACGGCAACAGAUUCCUCCUCCACCACCCCUCCGAUGCCAUGGGCUUCUCUGGCCUCCUCGUCCUCCCCCAAGCCUUCGGGGCGAUUUAUUUGGGAGAGACAUUCUGCAGCUAUAUUAGCAUUAAUAACAGCUCUAAUUUUGAAGUUAGGGACGUUAUUAUUAAGGCAGAAAUUCAAACAGAAAGGCAGAGGAUCCUCCUCUUGGAUACAUCAAAAUCACCUGUUGAAUCAAUACGUGCAGGCGGGCGUUAUGAUUUCAUUGUGGAGCAUGAUGUCAAGGAACUUGGAGCUCAUACGCUGGUUUGCACUGCAUUAUACAACGAUGGUGAUGGCGAACGAAAAUAUCUUCCACAGUUUUUCAAGUUCAUUGUUGCAAACCCACUAUCAGUUAGGACAAAGGUCCGUGUUGUCAAGGAAACUACCUAUUUAGAGGCUUGCAUAGAGAAUCAUACAAAAUCAAACCUUUAUAUGGACCAAGUUGAGUUCGAACCUGCUCCGCAUUGGAGCGCCACAGCACUAAAAGCUGAUGAACUCCAUCUUGCAGAUAAUCCGCCAACUGGAGAGAUCUUUAAGCAACCUAUUCUUAUCAGAUCUGGCGGGGGGGUUUACAAUUACCUUUAUCAAUUGAAAUCGUCUUCAGAUGGUUCUGCACAAGUGAAAGUAGAGGGGACUAAUAUUCUAGGUAAAUUUCAGAUAACAUGGCGUACAAAUUUGGGUGAACCUGGCCGCUUGCAAACACAGCAAAUUCUUGGCAAUCCCAUCACAUGCAAAGAGAUCGAGUUGCAAAUUCUGGAGAUUCCAUCUCUAAUCAAUUUGGAUCGGCCCUUUUCAGUACACCUAAAUCUCACAAACCAUACUGAUAGAGAGUUGGGCCCAUUUGAGGUUUGGUUAUCGCAAAAUAGUGCACACAAGGAGAAGAUUGUUAUGAUUAAUGGACUUCAGACUAUGGCAUUACCGCAGGUGGAGGCAUCUGGUUCCACUGAUUUCUAUCUGAAUCUGAUUGCAACUAAAGUUGGAGUCCAGAAAAUUAGUGGAAUUACGGUGUCCGACACAAGAGAGAAGAAAACUUAUGACUCAUUGCCAGAUGUGGAGAUCUUUGUGGAGUCAGAUUGAAUUAUCAAGCAGUUCUGAUUGGCUAGGCUUGCUGAAGGUUGAUUUAUGUUACGAAUUACUAGGAGAAUCAUUCCUCAACUGAGCAAAAGAUGCUUUGGUGUGUAAGGUCACUGGCAUUGAUUAGAUUGAGCAGCGAUGAAGCAGCAAGCUAGUUCAUUUUGUACCAUUGCCUGUGAUCAAUUGCAAGGGUGUCUUUCCGCCAUCUUUUUCUAUGACUUGCAUUCCCUGCAUGAAAGGGCAGAUGGCCUCCUUGAAAUAUGCCUGUUUCCAUCACUUCCGAGGAAUCAAAUCCAGAUCUACGCAGUCUGUUCAUGAUGGACACUUCCAUAUUUGUUCCUUGUCAUACAUUAGGAUGUCAGCAAGCUUUAUGUUUAGUCUACAGAACACAGAUGUACUUGAUUAAAUUGUGAAAUUAAGUUAAAAGAGCUGGAAAAUAGCCGGUUUUUCAGGUGAUUCUCGCAACACUGUUUUUCCAGCAUAUUAAAUUUGAAUUGGCAA
This is a messenger RNA of Theobroma cacao (cacao), 2008 nucleotides long. Its product is annotated as trafficking protein particle complex subunit-like protein. NCBI's taxonomy places the organism in Eukaryota, Viridiplantae, Streptophyta, Magnoliopsida, Malvales, Malvaceae. Gene Ontology annotation, cellular component: TRAPPIII protein complex. The record is from RefSeq and is a predicted model, not a curated record.